This is a messenger RNA of Acanthochromis polyacanthus (spiny chromis), 3903 nucleotides long. It is a transcript of the gene snai2, whose product is annotated as snail family zinc finger 2. Gene Ontology annotation, biological process: regulation of DNA-templated transcription. Gene Ontology annotation, molecular function: DNA-binding transcription factor activity, RNA polymerase II-specific; RNA polymerase II cis-regulatory region sequence-specific DNA binding. Lineage: Eukaryota; Metazoa; Chordata; Actinopteri; Pomacentridae. The transcript is spliced from 3 exons. The record is from RefSeq and is a predicted model, not a curated record. The coding region runs from base 2174 to 3166 and encodes 330 amino acids.
ACUUUCAGCUGUGAUUACCACAGCGGGUUUCGUUGUGAGCAACACGAAAAACAUUUCGUGGUGAGCGGCACGAAAAACAUGACGAAAUCGUGUUGGUGCGCACGAAAAAGAAACAAAAAAUUUACGUAACAGUUUCACGAAUCCCCGUGAGACCGUGUUGCAGCCAUAUUCUCACAUAUUAUGUAUGUAGAUUACCAGUAAACAAAAGCUUCUUCGGUACUGGUGGGAAGCUAAAAGCUUACACAAAGCUCCUAAAAACCCAAGACAGAUAACAUGAGCUGGAGAAGCAAAAGCAAGUACAAAACAAAGAAUCAAUAGAAUAAAUUGUGAUUAUUCUGUCUGUUCAUCAGUCAAUGCUGAAAGGUUGUUCAGUGUUUGUUGAAGAUGUUCUUGAACACUAAACAAAGGCAAAAGAUGGUGCAAGUUCGAGAACAACAAUUCACUUAAAUGAAAACUCAGCGACAUUACUGGGGCACAAAAGAAGAUGAAGAUGCUUUGACUAUCAAGUAGGCAACAGCUGCGUGUUUUUCUUUUACCUGCACUUGACAAGAGAAUCAAAAGCGUGUUCAUGCUUUAAUUGAACACAUUUUUGCUGGUGUUUCACUGUCCUGACAUGAUGCAGGGCCAGGGAUUCAAAGCUUCCUCUGCGUUAAUUAAUUUUUGAGCUCACAAACUGCAGCUUCUGCUUUUCAGAAUUUGCAGUACGAUUUGAGUCGGUGCUCACGCUCUCACUCCUCCUUCAUUACUGUAAGCAGAAGAGCGUCCACAUGCUCUGAAUGCAGAGGACAGGACUGAAGCCUGAAUCUGCAAAAAAAAGGCUUUUCUCAUCUGGUCUGCUCCUCUUGGAUAUGGUUUGGCUGGUGGGUAAUAUUGAUUUCAAAGCAUCAUCUUUUACAGCGCACCAUGUUUUCCUGCCGGAUCAUCACCAAACACCAGCGUUCCUCAGCCAUCCUACUUGCCAUACAGGGCCGCUGAAUGUGUGACAGUAGCCCGGAGUUAUUAUGCACAGAUAACCUUCCCUUCCUUUUAUAAUCCAAGCAGGCACAAAGGGAAACUAUUCAUGAUCUGCAAUUAUGUUUUCCAGAUAAGAUAAGCAGUUCACAAUUAACUUAAGGCCUGCCCCAGACAUAAGGAGCUUUCAUAUCUGCUGACCUAGCCAAUCAAACUGCUCCAGGAGCUGCUUUUCAAUAUCACCAUGGCUAAGCCUUUGCCUUUGUGUGUUUCUUUCUUGCUGCCUUGUUACUUUAUAUGUACAACUCAGAGCUCUUUCUCAGAAGAACUCCAACACAAGGGGGCGUACACUGCUAAGUUUGCCUCUCCUUGUCCGGUGGAGUAGCAGCAGGGAUAAAUGUGAUUAGUGUCAUGUCUGACCUUGACGGGGGACUACACUUAACUUUAAAUUUCAAGAAGGAAUGCCUUAGUGCAUUAUUGGCAACGAAAUGUGUGGCUUCCUCUGUGCUACACAACUGCUUUACAAUGGACCACCUCUUGGCGUAGCCCCUGAAUGACAAUGUGGAUGGUUGCAUGCAGCUUGGUCAGUUGGUGGAUUAAUGGACACUGCAGUUAUUUGUCUGCUUGAUACAUGCAGAUAUAGUGGUAUGUGCACAUAUGUGGGCUGCAAACCUUCCCUAAUCCUUCACUCUAGUUAUUAUCAUCCUGAUUAUGCGUCCCGGUGUUUGUAGGAGCAUUUUCCAAUUCAAAUGUGCCACCCAUACAGGAUAAUCAAGUCCCCGGAGAUUUGUAACGCAACAAUCAUCAGUAACACUGUGCACACUUCAGUGAUUGCAUUAGCAAUGGAGUUUUAAAUAAUCUGUCUGUUUCACCUCGUUGCUCUGAUUUCCCUUUUGUCUUUUUCAUCCUCCUCCCGCCAGUUUACUAAUAUUUCAGUUUUUGCAGCAACAUUUUAAACAUGCUGCUCACUUUAGUGCGUUUAUUUGAGGAUUUGAAGCUGCUUCUGCUGCUCACUUGUCACUUGCAAAACCAACUGCAUGAUGCCAUGUACACUUGCAUCCUUGGAGCACACACAGCCCUUGUACAAAGCACCUGUCUUAGUGGAGUAAAUGGCUGUAACCCAGCCCCCUGGGAGGUAUGCGUUCCUAUAGGCUGGAAGCGCAUUUUUAAAGCUCAGUGGUAAAAGCGAGAUUUAAUUGGUUUGAGCUCCCAGUAUAUGUAAAUGGUAGCUGGUGGCUCCUCCCAUGCACCUGAUAGGGAGUAUUUACAGCUCUUUACUGCUACCCACUGCACUGUUUCCAAGAGCGCAGCGUCGCACAAUGACACUCCACUGGACUUAAGAAAUAAGGAUUUCCGUCUUUUACGCAGUAAACUGACGCGCUUAUUUACCAAGAAAAAAGUUUACCAAAAGUUGUCCUCUGGGUUUCUCAAGAUGCCACGCUCUUUUCUGGUCAAGAAACACAUAAACUCCACAAAGAAGCCAAAUUAUAGUGAGCUGGAAAGCCCAACAGUUUUCAUCACGCCGCACUUCUACAAGGGCCUGCCCCUGUCUGUCAUCCCCCAGUCGGAGAUCCUGAGCCCGGCGGCGUACAGCCCCAUCACCGUGUGGACUACCAGCAACUUGCCGCUGUCUCCGCUCCCCAAUGACCUCUCCCCCAUCUCCGGAUACCCCUCAUCGCUCUCCGACACCUCCUCUAAAGACCACAGCGGCUCCGAAAGCCCGAGGAGUGAUGAAGACGAGCGGAUGCUGCCCAAGCUGACAGACCCUCACGGAGUGGAGGCUGAGAAAUUCCAAUGUAGUUUGUGUAGCAAAUCCUACUCCACGUACUCUGGACUGCUCAAGCACAAACAGCUGCACUGCGACGCCCAGACGAGGAAAUCCUUCAGUUGUAAAUACUGCGAGAAGGAGUACGUCAGUCUGGGAGCUCUCAAAAUGCACAUCAGGACUCACACCUUGCCUUGUGUUUGCAAAAUAUGCGGGAAAGCUUUCUCCAGACCGUGGCUGCUCCAAGGACACAUCAGGACGCACACCGGAGAGAAGCCCUUCUCCUGCCCUCACUGCAACAGGGCGUUUGCAGACAGGUCCAAUCUCAGGGCUCAUCUACAGACCCAUUCGGAUGUGAAAAAAUACCAAUGCAAGAACUGCUCCAAAACCUUCUCCAGGAUGUCUCUUCUGCACAAGCAUGAGGAAUCUGGUUGUUGUGUAGCACACUGAACUGGGAUACUUUUCCACCACCAGAAAACCACCCCUGCUCUGUUGCUUCUUUAUUUUUCCCAAACCCAGGAGAACUGUCAGGGAAUCACAUCGAGGGGGUUUGUUCACAAAUAUUCAGACUUUUUGUUUUUUUCUACUACCGGUCGAUUUCAUUUCAGAGUGAGAAAUAGCUCAGCGCUCACACGCUUCUCGUUUCAAGCAGUGUUUCUGUGAUUGCAAUCAGUGUCGAGCUUUGUCAAACCAUGUACUCACCUACCUGUGCUAUUCAUGCACUUUUCUGCAUGUUUAGAAAGUUUUAUAUGCCUUCACGAUGUUAUCUGCAGUGUUUGUACCAGUGUCUCCCAAUGGCUGUUUUGCAGUCCCCCACUUUUUUUAUACCAAAAGGUGCAUUAUGAAUGGCAGUAUGAAUAUAACCAGUGGAAUACUGAAGCCAUUGUUACAUAGGGAACAAGUGCAAACUUAGAUUUAGGGUGAAAUUAUUAUAACUUUUGCACAGUCUUUAGAAACAGUUUGCCAGCACUCAAAUAGCAAUACAAAUUGUCUCAAGUGCCUCAGUUUUACUCGGCAAUAAUAUGUAUUUUUCAACAACAGGUUCCUUUUAUAUUUUUAUAUAUUGAAUGUAAGUGUGACUGAGAUGAUUGUACAUUAACAGUGAAAACUGUGAUGCUGAAUGAUUUUGAUAUUUUCUUAUUUUCAUGACACUUUAAAAAAAUAAAGUUUCAUGACAUUUUGUAUAA